CCUCCUGGGUGUGAUCACUGAGCGCGGAAUAAGUACAGGCACCACAUUUGUUUUCCUGUCACAUUCACAGAAGACCUGGGUGUCGGAGUACAGUAGCCACUUAUACCUACCACACGAUGUCCUGUACUAAGAUCGAGACCUCGGGAGAGGACCUCUGUAAGCUCCCCUGUCAAACAGACAGGCAUGGAUUGAAGAGCAUUGCAAAUCUUGUGCGCUCAACAGAGGAGAUACCAGAGCCCAUCUCCACACAAGUGAAGGGAACCAUCCCUACUUGGAUUCGAGGGAACUUCCUCCGCAAUGGACCAGGGAAAUUUGAGUUUGGCAAUGAACACUACAACCACUGGUUUGAUGGGAUGGCUCUCCUGCACCAGUUCAAGAUCGAGGAUGGCCAGGUGACCUACAGGAGCCGCUUCUUGCGCAGCACUUCGUACACACAGAACAGCGAACACGACCGCAUCAUGGUCUCCGAGUUCGGCACAGUGGCCAUGCCUGACCCUUGCAAGAACAUCUUCCAACGCUUUCUCUCCCGCUUUGAGUUGAUCAAACCAACUGACAAUGCAAGUGUAAGCUUUGUCAAAUACAAGGGUGAUUACUAUGUCAGCACCGAGACCAACUUUAUGCACAAGGUGGACCCUGGAACUCUGGAAACUGUUGAGCAGGUGGACUGGAUGAAGUUCAUUGCUGUGAAUGGAGCGACAGCACAUCCACACACUGACCCUGAUGGCACAGUCUACAACAUGGGCAACUCAUAUGGCCCAAAAGGCACUUUCUACAACAUUAUCUCCGUUCCUCCUGAGCGGGAGACCGCCGAUGACACGCUCCAGGGCGCGAAGGUUCUGUGCUCCAUCGCCCCUACUGACGGCAGCCGGCCAUCUUACUACCACAGCUUUGCUAUGUCAGAAAACUAUGUGGUGUUCAUUGAACAGCCUAUCAAAAUGAACGUUUGGAAGAUUCUCACAGCUAAACUGACAGGAAAGGGUAUUAGUGAUGCCAUCUACUGGGACCCCAGUCUUGAGACUAUCCUCCACCUAAUCUCCAAACAGACUGGCCAGGUCAGUUCGGUGAAGUACCACACCAAAGCCAUGUCCACCUUCCACCAGAUCAACGCCUUUGAGCAGGACGGCUUCCUCAUGCUGGACCUAUGUGCCUCAGAUGACGGCCAGGCCAUCACCGUCUACAACCUCCAGAACCUGCGCAAGUCAGGGGAGGCUUUGGACCAGGUGUACAACAAGAUGUGCAGGUCCUUCCCCCGACGUUUUGUGCUGCCCCUGGACAUAACCAAUGACACACCUUUGAACCAAAACCUCAACACACGACCCGACAGCACAGCAACAGCCGUGAAAAUCACAAAUGGCAAGGUGUUUUGUACCCAUGAAAAUCUCCAUGGCGAUGACCUUGAGGAUUUUGGCGGUUUAGAGUUCCCACAGAUAAAUUACAACAGGUGUAACACCAAGCCCUACCGCUACUUCUACGGAUGUGGCUUCAGACACCUGGUUGGGGAUUCCUUACUCAAGAUGGACAUGGAGGGCAAACAGUUAAAGUCCUGGUACCAAGAGGGUCUCUUCCCUUCUGAACCAGUCUUUGUUCCAUCUCCUGAGGCGGUUGAUGAGGACGAUGGGGUCAUCCUCUCAGUGGUGCUCACCCCCACUGAGGAUAAAGGGACAUUUUUGCUGGUCCUGGACGCUCAGACCUUCGAGGAGCUGGGCAGGGCUGAAGUGCCGAUCAACAUCCCGUAUGGCUUCCAUGGGGCCUUCCACUCGACUGCCUAGGCAAGCAAUUGUUCUGACCACAGCUGCCACCAUUUAUCCCGAGGGAAGACACUGACCAAAGAUUCAACUGUGAAAUGAUAAACGUGCUGAUUGUAGCCAGUACCUAACCAUUAUGACGGUGGCUCUCAUGGCCAAGGAUUGACAGGAAAACUCAUUCUAUUCCAAGACUGCAGUGUGUCAAGUGAUAAUCUGUGUGCAUGAAAAGAACACUUGCAUAACUGGGCCCAUAUGGUGUGUACACACAUGUGUGUCACCAAACAGGCUUGUGCACAAUCAGAGCAUGGUGCAGACUCAACAUCUUUUUUAUACCCCUCUCUCUCUCUCUCUCUCUCUCUCUCUCUCUCUCUCUCUCUCUCUCUUGACUGCAGUGUCAAGUAAUAAUCUGUAUUAAGACAGCACUUAAAUAACUCUCAUGUUAAAUGUUACAUGUUUACCGUUACUUUUCUAUUUAAUCUAUUUAAUCCAAUGUAACUUACAAGUGAGGUUCAAUGUAAAUGAAGGGUCAGGAAGGGAAGGUUCCAAAGUGCCAAAUAAUCAGGUGGAAGAUGGAUGGGAGGAAAGGACACAAAAGAGGAACGUUUGCGGAAGAAGCAGUUUGUGGGGUGGGAGAGUGAAAAUGUGUCAAGAAUUUAGGUGCGAACCUAAUGUAAAGGACCUUUAAAAAAGGAACCUCAAAUGUGAAACCCAUUUACUUUAUAUAAGUAUCUAUAUCAUUUCUGCACUGUUAUGUUCAGUAACUAUUCCAGUCAUAAGUUGGGUAUUAAUUCUUUGUUAUGAUUUUCUUCAAGCAUAUAUAUAUAUAUAUAUAUAUAUAUAUAUAUAUACACACACACACACACACACACUAAUGUAUAAUUAAAUACAUUCAUUUCAAUUAUUUUGUAUGAUAAUUGUUACAUUUGUUGUGAAGAAAAGAUUUUUUAACAUACGUUUAACAUACUUUAAUACUUUUAAUAUUUUCAUAAUGUCUGACUGUAUUUGUUACAUUUUGAAUUUUGCACCAUUUGUAACUAACUGUAUGAAUGAAGUUUUGAUUAC
Messenger RNA from Sardina pilchardus (European sardine), 2807 nucleotides. RefSeq names its product beta-carotene oxygenase 2a (gene bco2a). Gene Ontology annotation, molecular function: carotenoid dioxygenase activity; beta-carotene 15,15'-dioxygenase activity. Gene Ontology annotation, cellular component: mitochondrion. The transcript is spliced from 12 exons. Gene Ontology annotation, biological process: retinal metabolic process; carotene catabolic process. The coding region runs from base 117 to 1769 and encodes 550 amino acids. Lineage: Eukaryota; Metazoa; Chordata; Actinopteri; Clupeiformes; Clupeidae. The record is from RefSeq and is a predicted model, not a curated record.